AUGGUCAAUUCCAAUACUAAGAAUCUUGCACCGUCAUGGUCCAGCAUCACGACAGAUUUGCUACGAGCCGAAUUGGCAAGACGAGAUGAAGAUGUUACGAAACCUCAGUGCGGAUCUGGAGUCAAGGGAAGCUAUAACACCUCGGCACAUGUAGGUGCGCUGGUAUUGAUCCUCGUUCUCAGUACAGUUGCCUGCGGAUUCCCUCUGGUAUCUCGAAGAUCUUCGAAGAGUGCCGGGCCUGGCAGAUUUAUAUUUAUAUCCCAGCAUUUUGGAACAGGUGUGCUCAUAGCUACGGCCUUCGUCCACCUCCUCCCGACCGCCUUCACAUCCCUCUCAGAUCCAUGUCUGCCACACUUCUUCAGCAAGGGCUACAGGCCUCUGGCUGGAUUGAUUGCUAUGAUCUCCGCGCUGAUCGUGGUUGGGUUGGAGAUGUUUUUGACCGUAAGAGGGGCUCGACAUUCGCACUCGCAUGAAUGGAAUGUUGUACCGGAUGCAGAGGAAGAACACAACCAUAAUACAAAUGGAACGACCCAACCAAAACGAGAGAAGUUGAACGGAAGAUUAGGAAAAUUGGGGUUGAAUCAUCGACCAAAGGAUAUUGCGUUGGAAGAUAUGGAUGCGACUGAAGGACUAGUUGCGGGCGUUUCCCCUCUCCCAGUCGCAACACCAUCUCCCAGACACGAAACAAAAGCCAACAGAUACGAUGAUGCGAACGGUGACAACUCCGACUCUGAUCUGGACCUCGAUGAACUCGACCCAACUGCCCAAGCAUUCAAUCCCCCGUCCGACGAUGCCGAAGCUCCCCAACCGAACAAUGUCCUUUCCCCCGACGACGAACGCAAACGUCAGAUCCUACAAUGCCUUCUCCUCGAAGCCGGUAUCCUCUUCCACAGCAUAUUUAUCGGUAUGGCUGUAUCCGUCGCUACUGGGCCCCCCUUUGUCGUCUUCCUCAUCGCCAUCGCAUUCCAUCAAUCCUUCGAAGGACUCGCUCUCGGAUCCCGCAUCGCAGCCAUAAAUUUCCCUACGCGUUCUCCCAGACCAUGGCUUAUGGUCCUCGCAUACGGCACAACGACGCCAAUCGGGCAGGCGAUUGGUCUCAUCGUGCAUAAUCUGUACGAUCCGCAAAGCGCGGCAGGAUUGCUGAUGGUGGGAUUCAUGAAUGCGAUUUCAAGUGGGCUAUUGUUGUUUGCCGGAUUAGUUCAAUUGCUUGCAGAAGACUUUUUAAGUGAUAAGAGUUAUGGGAUUUUAAAGGGCCGGAGGAGAUGGGAAGCUUUUGCAGCUGUGAUUGGUGGCGCGACUCUAAUGGCUUUGGUGGGGGCUUGGGCAUAA
Molecule: messenger RNA, 1329 nt
Organism: Lachnellula hyalina
Lineage: Eukaryota; Fungi; Ascomycota; Leotiomycetes; Helotiales; Lachnaceae
Product: Zinc-regulated transporter
Exons: 3
Coding region: 1-1329 (442 amino acids)
Biological process (GO): zinc ion transmembrane transport
Cellular component (GO): plasma membrane
Molecular function (GO): zinc ion transmembrane transporter activity
Source: RefSeq, a predicted model, not a curated record